UGUCAGCAAGACUCGUUCCGUUUUCAUGCGGCUUGCCCCAUCGCAAAACACCAAAUCGCCGAAGCGAGAUGUGAUGGAGUCUACAUGGAUCCUGGCCCAUAGCGGCGCCAGACGUGGCCGGCGCGGCGGUGCGCGCACGACCCGCACAAAAACCCAACCACCAAUUUCGCGCUCCAUCGUCUACACUCAACACCCCUAACUUCAGACUAGACAGCGCCAACUGCCGCGAAAAACCACGUACUAAUACUAGCAGAUCGGCAGAUGUUUGGCAGAAGCACUUCUGGAUUCGGCGGGUUCGGAGACACCGCCAACCGCGGCGGCUCGCCGUUCGGCGCCGCGCCCACAAACGCCAGCGGCUCACCUUUUGGUGCGGGCACGACCCCGUCCUCCGGGUUUGGCGCCGCUCUGCAGCCAGGCGGCAUUUUCGGCGCUGCGCCCAACAAGCCUGCGGGCGCCGGGUUCGGCGCCUCGGGCGGUGCAUUUGGCGCCCCGGCGAACCCCGGUCUGGCCGUCGGCGGCACGGCAAACGCCGGGUUCGGCGCCCCCGCCAGCACCGGGGGCUUUGGCCUGGGCGGCUCGGUGUUUGGCCAGAACACCGCCGCCACGGGCGGGCUGCCGUUUGGCGCAGCGGGUACGGGCGGCUCCGGCGCGUUUGGCGCCACAAACCCGGGUUUUGGCGGCGGCGCCAAGCCAUUCGGCAGCGCGUUCGGCACGCCGCAGAACAACUCGAUCACGCCCUUUGGAGGCGCCGGUGCGGGCUCCGCGGCGUUUGGCGCGGGCGCAGACCCCACCGCCAACAACGGCACGGCCACCAAGCCGUUCACGCCCUUCACGGAGAAGGACUCCUCCGGCACCAACUACUACCAGAACGUGUCGUCCAUGCCCGAGUACAAGAACUUCUCCUUCGAGGAGUUGCGGCUCAAGGACUACGAGCAGAACCGGCGCUUUGGCACGGGCAACGGUGCGGCGCCCGGCGCGUUCGGCGCGUCGCCGGCGGGCUCCUCGGCUUUCGGCUUUGGCGCGUCCAACAACACGGGCAGUGCAUCGGCAUUUGGCGGAAACACCGGCGCCAACGCCACGGGCGCGUUUGGCCAGUCUAGCGGCACGGGCGCGUUUGGCCAGCCCUCGGGCUCUGCCUUCGGCAGCACGGGUGCCACGGGCGGCUUUGGCCAGCCCGCCGCCGCCCUGGGCGGUCUUUUUGGCCAGUCCAACGCCAGCGCCUCGCCUUUCGGUGCCGCCAACAACGCCAGCGCGGCCCCCGGUGGCUUUGGCUCCGGCGCGUUUGGCAGCGGCGGCUCGGCUUUUGGUGCCGCCAACAAGCCCGCUGGGUUUGGCUCCGGGUUUGGCUCGACCGCCGGCAACACUGCCGGUGGCUUUGGUGCUGCCAACUCAGGCCUGACGGGCUUCGGCGGCUCAGGCUCUGCCUUCGGCGCCAACAACACAGCCAGCGCACCGUUUGGCCAGUCCAACAAUGGCACUAAUGCUUUUGGCGCCAGCGGCAACACUAGCUCUCCUUUUGGCGCCACGGGUAACACCGGAGGUGGUCUCUUUGGAAGCAGCAAUAACGCAGGCGGGUUCGGGAACACCGGCUCCAAUACCGGUUUUGGAAACAACAACAACAACAGCGGGGCUGCCGGCGGGGGGCUUUUCGGCGGUGGAAACUCAGGGUUUGGCGCCAAGCCUGCUGCCCCUGGCGGUGGUCUUUUCGGACUGGCCAACAACAAUCAGCAAACGUCUGGCUUCGGCGCCAAUAACACCGGUGGAGGCCUUUUUGGACAGAGCAACAAUAACACUGGCGGAGGUUUCGGCAACACUAACAAUCAAAACACUGGUGGCGGUUUGUUCGGCAACAACAAUCAGAGCAAUGGUGCAGGAGGUGGUCUCUUUGGGAGCAACAAUCAAAACACCAAUACAGGGGGAGGGCUUUUUGGUGCAAAGCCGGCUGGUACCACCGGUGGAUUAUUUGGAGGCAACAACUCAGCUCCCUCCACAGGUACUGGAUUUGGUGCUCCCCAGAACAAUAAUGCAUCUACCGGUUUGUUUGGAUCCAAGCCAGCCGGAACAACUGGGGGCGGCUUGUUUGGUGGCAACAACAAUGCGCAAGGUACCUCUGGAGGCCUAUUUGGCCUGAACAACAACACGUCGUCCACAACUGGCGGCGGACUCUUUGGCGGAAACUCUAAUACGUCAACAAAUAACGCAGGGUCUACUGGAGGUUUGUUUGGGAACAAGCCAUCCACGGGAGUAGGUGGAGGGCUUGGAGGCGGUGGAUUAUUCGGCAACAACAACCAGUCUGCAACCACCAACAAUAAUAAUUCUGGGGGAUCUUUAUUUGGGGGUAAUAACAGCGGCUCUUUGUUUGGCCAACAAUCUCAACAGCAGCAGCAGCAGCAGCAGCAACCACAAAACAUCGCGUCAUCCGGUUUAAGCAUUCUUUCUCAAAACCCCUACGGAAACAACGCCCUAUUCCAAAGCCUCACUGGGCCUACCGAAGGCACUGGAUCCAAUGCAAAUAUCCCUCUUGCGACCCCAGUCAACCCUCCGGCUAAAAAGGCGGUUAGCUUACGAAGUGCUCACAGAAUCGAGCCAUUGUUCAGAGCAGAAAAGACGGUCAAGCCCGCAGACUCAGCCCUUUCUCCACGCUCAGACUCUGUCAACAAUACUCUUCCAAGGCAGCCAACCCUCUUAGAUGCAGAUGUUGACAAAGCAAUCAUGGCAUCAGAAAUUUUUGCACCCAAAAAAGACUACAAGAAAUUGAUAAUUCAAAGCGCAAAUGGGGCCUCUAGCGGAAUAUCCGCUAUCGAAUCAAAACCAGCUCACCCUAAGCAGGUUACCUUUGAGGUCGAAACUAAGGGGAAAGACGAAGAGAAACCCCUUUUAGACUACAGCUCGCGGGAGAUAAUUGAUAGUGACGGCUACUGGAUGCAUCCUCCGUUGUCGGAACUCAAGAAGAAGUCCUUAUCUGAAUUGAGAGCUGUGGAACACUUCAAGAUUGGUCGUAACUUCUUCGGUUCUAUGGAGUUCACCAAACCAGUUGACCUUUCGGCGUUUAACUUGGAUGAUAUCUGCGGGAAUAUUGUUGUCUUCGGCAAAAAAACUGUGGACUUGUAUCCGGACAACCAAAAACCUAAAGUUGGUGAAGGCUUGAACUUACCUGCAGAGGUUACAUUGGAAGGAUGUUUUCCAAUGAAUCGGAAAACCAGCUCGGCCAUUGUGGACCCCAAAGAUGAAAUUGUCAAGAAACAUAUCAAAUGUUUGAAGUCAUUACCGGAUAUAAAGUUCAAGCACUAUGACCCGCUGACUGGAAAUUGGACUUUCACCUUCGAUCACAUUAGACAGGAGUGAGGAAUUUCAGACGACGCGUCCGGCACAAUAUGUCGAACCAGUUUUACCGCGUCUCAUCAUCGCUGGUGACGCAGCUUGCAUCAAUUAUUCUCGUUUUUAAAAUCAAACAAUUAUAGGAAAUAAAUUAAGAAAAUGGGAGUCAAAGGUC
Messenger RNA from Metschnikowia bicuspidata var. bicuspidata NRRL YB-4993, 3493 nucleotides. RefSeq names its product FG-nucleoporin. The transcript has 2 exons. Gene Ontology annotation, cellular component: nuclear pore; nuclear pore cytoplasmic filaments. The coding region runs from base 262 to 3345 and encodes 1027 amino acids. Lineage: Eukaryota; Fungi; Ascomycota; Pichiomycetes; Serinales; Metschnikowiaceae. Gene Ontology annotation, biological process: RNA export from nucleus; post-transcriptional tethering of RNA polymerase II gene DNA at nuclear periphery; protein import into nucleus. Gene Ontology annotation, molecular function: structural constituent of nuclear pore. The record is from RefSeq and is a predicted model, not a curated record.